UCACAGCCAAAAAUAAUCUUUUUAAUUUACUUAUACAAGCCACGAAUUGAAACAGACUUCGAAAUGGAACUAGGGAUAAUCGAAGAUGCUCUACCGCAGUCUAAUAAUAUAAUUGAGUCCGAUAUUGAGAACAAGCCUUUCAGAGGCGUUAGAGCCAUAAUAUUGGUGAUAUUAUUAAAUUGUUUCUUCGUUGCGGGGAUAACUCUCUUUUAUUUAUAUUUGAAUACGGUAAACGAAGUGACCAAAAAACGUAUUUUAGACUAUAUAAUUGUUAGCGGAGCCCUUAUUGCAAUUCCGAUGUUAUACAGGUUGGGGGACUUGUCCAAGGGCGGACCCAAUUUCUACUACAUUUAACAUUCACAUUUAACAAUGAUUUCGCUUCAAAUUCUAAAAUCUCUUGACGCUUAAAACUCCAUAAUCAUACUAUCCAUGCCUCUAAGCUCGUGCCUUUUAGAUCAACCUGCUCCAUUUGAAAAAACACAAUUUACAUAUCCGCACAUACACAACAAAUAAGUAGAUAUCGCGUUCAGUAGCUGACCAAAAUUUAGUGUAAAAAGUGAA
Drosophila rhopaloa is the source of this 561-nucleotide messenger RNA. RefSeq lists its product as uncharacterized. Lineage: Eukaryota; Metazoa; Arthropoda; Insecta; Diptera; Drosophilidae. The coding region runs from base 64 to 354 and encodes 96 amino acids. The record is from RefSeq and is a predicted model, not a curated record. The transcript has 3 exons.